AUGAUUGACAAAAAUUCAUCCACAUUUGAAUUUAUUAGACAAAAUGUUGAAGAUGAUUUAAAGAAAUCUCAAUGGAAUACACAAAGAAUUCGAGAUGUUAUUAACAAGAAUAAUUCAUCGGAAUCUCGCACAGCGGUUGAACAUGCAUUUCGGUCAAUUCUCUUCAGUUUAAUGGAACAACAAUUGGAAACAACUCAUGGAACAAAUCUUGAUGAUAUGGAAACAUCAACAUUUGUUACUGAUCAAUUUCUAACAAAUGUUCGAAAUUUAAUUGGAUAUGCUAUCGAAGCCGUUCAUAGUGAACUUGCAGCAGCAACAAUGCCUGUUUAUAUGUUUAAUGAUCUAUUUGCUUAUACAACUAUUGAUAUAAGUGAACGAAUAUUUGUUGUGAUGGAAGAAAAAGCUACUAUUUGGCGAUCAGCUACCUUUUUUCCAUCAGUAAAAAAUGUGCUUUUACGAAUGUGUAAUGAUCUAUUGAAACGUUUAUCAAAAACUCAGAAAACUGUAUUUUCUGGACGUAUUCUGACAUUUUUAGCACAAUUAUUUCCACUUAAUGAAAAAUCUGGUCUGAAUCAAAUCGGUCAUUUUAACACUGAGAAUGUUACUAAACUUACGAAAACUAAAUCAGCCAUUUCACCAGUCGAAGAACCUGAAAAAGAAAAAAAAAUGGAAGUCGAUGAAGAUGGUGAAAUUCAUGAUUUACACCAAAAAAGUUCAGCUGAACUCUAUACAAAUUUUUGGACAUUACAAGAAUUUUUUUCAAAACCAUUUCAACUUUGGGAACGAACAUCAUGGAAUACUUUUGUACAUAAUACAAAUCAAGUACUUGAUGGUUUUACAAACAAUCAAUUAGAUACGAUUAAAACUGUUGCGUCAACAGAUGAUACUUUCUUUGCAAAAUAUUUAACAAGUGAAAAAUUACUGGAAUUACAAUUGAAUGAUGUAACAUUUCGACAAAAUAUACUCGUUCAAUUUUUAAUUGUAUUUCAAUAUCUUAUUUUACCUGUUAAAUUCAAACAACCACAACAAACACUUAAUGAUGAACAAUCUCAAUGGAUUAAAAAAACAACAAAUCAUAUAAAUGAAUUAUUAAAACAAACUGGAACAAAUGCGGAUAUAUUUACUGUUUCUAUUCAACAUAUACUUAAACGAGAAGAAAUGUGGAAUCUUUGGAAAAAUAAUGGUUGUCCUGAUUUUUCAAAAACUAAAAUUGAUCUUAAAAGAAAAAGUUCAACACAAACUAAUGAACCUUAUCGAUUAUCUGAUAGUAUUCGACAAUCGAUUCAACAAGCCUCUAAACGUCGUGCUAUGAAUUUUGAAGAAUUACGAAGUCCUAGUCAACAAUUUAUUCCAUCAAUUCGUGAAUUUUUCGAACCAAUUAUUGAUCAACUACAAGCCAUUCCAGCAAAAGCUUCGCCAAAUGAUUCAACCGAUACUAAACAAUCAUCAACAGCAACAGAACUUGAUAAAGAACGUGAAAAAUUUUUACAACAAGAUCCAUCACUUGUCUGGCGUGCAUUACGUUUAUUAGCUCGUCAAUCGCCAUAUUUUUUCGUUCAUAAUACUCAAACUGUUCCAAGUAUGGCACAAUUUCUUGUAACAACAUGUGAAAAAAUUCGACGAGAAUAUAUGACUUCAGCAACAGCGAUAGCACCAACAACAAUUGCGGCUCCCACUCCUCCACCAGCAACAUCAACAACAAAUGCUGAUGAAGAAGAUGAAGAUACAACAAUGGAUGAUGAACCAUUAGAAAAUCCACCAAGUGCAGGUGACCCAAACAAUACUGAUCAAGAAAUUGAAGAAGAAGCAACAACAACAUCGUCGAUGCCAAAAGUUGAAGAAGACGAUGAUGAUGAUAAUCGUGAUAGACGAUUUGCAUCAAUUAAACGAACAUCUAUAUAA
Molecule: messenger RNA, 1902 nt
Organism: Adineta steineri
Lineage: Eukaryota; Metazoa; Rotifera; Eurotatoria; Adinetida; Adinetidae
Source: the annotation of a GenBank genome assembly